CGAGAAAACCUUUUUGCUGCUCAUUUUGCACCGAUUAACGAGUUUCUAUUCGUGAUCCAUUCUGUCAGUGUUACAGAAAAAUAAACUCUUAAAUUUGAAGUUAUAAUGAUACUGAGAAGACUUUAAACGGAAAAGGAUUCAGAGAAGUGACUUGCUGACAUUUUUUUUAAAUCUCUUUUUCCAUUAUGAAUAGCUUCCAGUUAGGAGUAAUAUGUCUUUACGCGUUGGCUUUUGGAAGGCUUGCUUAUGGUCAAGCGGAGAAAGGUGAACGUUUUCUGUGUACUGUUAUACCCAUCGGGUCUGACAGUUGCCCGGUUCCACCGGAGCCGUUACAGACAUCCUCGGCUCAAGAAGAGGAGCUGCGAAACACCGUAAUGCAGCUCCGUGAAACCAUACUUCAGCAGAAAGAAACCAUCGUCAACCACCUGGGCACCAUAAAGGAGUUGACAUCUAAACUAACUCUUUGCGAGUCCGCUUCCGAUGACUCCGGUUCAUGGAGGAAAAUCAAGCAGGACACGAUGGACGAUGUCCCUAGGGAUCCUAAUGACACCGUUUACAAUUUGGGAAAGACCAUGCAAACUCUUAAAGACCGCCUUGAGAAUUUAGAGCAACAGCAGAUGAGAGCCAAUGUGUCCGGGGCCUCCUUCCCCAACGAGCUGCGUGACUUGCUGCAGAGUCGCCUAGGUGACCUGGAGAGUCAGCUUCUGAAGAAAGUGAACGAGCUGGAAGAGGAGAAGUCGCAGCUGUACAACGAGACAACGGCCCAUCGGCAGCAGACGGAGAACACCCUGAGCGCUCUGAUGAACCGGAUCAAAGAGCUGGAGAAAGGCAACAAUGGCUUCCGUUCCCCCGAGAAUUUCAAGCUGUCCCUCCCCCUACGCACUAACUACCUGUUCGGCCGCGUGAAGAAGAGCCUACCUGAGAUGUAUGCCUUCACAGUCUGCAUGUGGCUCAAGUCCAGCUCCUCACCUGGCAUUGGGACCCCCUUCUCCUACGGGGUACCAGGACAGGCCAAUGAGAUCGUCCUCAUCGAGUGGGGCAACAACCCUAUCGAACUCCUCAUCAAUGAUAAGGUGGCCCGGCUGCCCUUGUCGGUGAAUGAUGGGAGGUGGCACCACAUCUGCAUCACCUGGACCACCAGAGACGGCCUGUGGGAGGCCUACCAGGAUGGGCAGAGAGUGGGCACUGGGGAGAACCUGGCCCCCUGGCACCCCAUCAAGCCGGACGGAGUCAUCAUCUUGGGCCAGGAACAGGCCUGUCGUUUAUGGCCUCAACAGGACAUCGUGGGCGGCCGCUUCGACGCCACCCAGGCCUUUGUGGGCGAGCUGAGUCACUUCAACAUCUGGGACCGUGUCCUGCGGCCCCAGGACGUGCUGGGCAUGGCCAACUGCACCAGCUACAUGCCGGGCAACAUGGUGGCCUGGGCCGACAGCGAUGUGGAGGUGUUCGGUGGAGCCACCAAAUCCCCCGCCGAGCUGUGCGAGGACCGGCUCUUCAGUUCCUAGAGGGCUGACACACACAGAUAUUAAACUGGGUGACUAACCAUUCAGACGACAUCUAUUGAAUUAUGAAGCAAAUGUUUUUAUGUCUCGAUUGUUUAUAGUUUAUUGUUUUUGUCUGUCGGAGGCUUUGGCAGGUCCUGGGGGGCUGGCCCAAAAUUAUUUUUGUAAAUAUUUCUUUUUGCCAUUUACAAAUCAUUUAUUUAUUUAUUUAGGACUUUAAUUUCAACAUCUGCAAAUACACAAAUGGAAAUGACCCAUGCAUAAUGUUGCUAUUUUAAUGUCAACUAAAAAUAGUUUAGGGUUGGGCAUCACACGCUGUGGUGGCUGUCGGCAGAUUUGUCACGAAACAUGUUUGCUUGUCUCGUGGGUCAAAGGCUGGCAGAUUAAACAGAACAGGAAUUAGAGCCAAGAUGGGGUUGUCUGAGGCCAGUACCCAAGGCUUAGUGUGAAAGCAGGGUGACAAAUCAAUUAAACUGAAAUAUGCCUGAGGCCAGAGUAAACACCAGUCCACCAGCAUGUCUCUCCAGGAAUUCGAUUGUGUUAUUAAGAUGAGAGAAAAUUGUGAACCUUUGUUUUUGUUACUGUUGUCAAUGCUGAAAUGUUGAAUGUAAAUUUUUUGAUAACUAACAUCAAGAGUUGACCAUUACAAGGCACUCUGAUUAGGAAUGUGACACCAGGGAACCUCUUUGGCAGGAGCCGAUAGGAGGACACGGGGUGGUAUGUUGUGUACUUAAAAGAUUAACUUCCAAAACCUGUGCACUUGACAGAGUAAACCAAGUGUGCUGCAGUGUGCACAGGAUGUUCCUUAAUGUUCAAUUCGGCCACAAUGGUGGUCAGUCUCACAUACCCAGAAUCCUCUCAGAAUGAAACCCAUAACAAGCACCUGUGUGGUGGCGCACGGCUGAUAUAUUAUUCAGGGUUGGUGGCAUUGGUAAGAGCAGAUACAUACAUACAUAGUAAGCAGGUGAAUGUAAAAUAAUGAGGAUAUUGAAAAGUCAACCCUGAGUUCAUAUUUGCAGUGUGCUCUGGCUGGUGGGCUGCUCCUCUUCCCAAACAUGGCAACUUUACCACUACUAAUCUCUGUGCAUACUGUUCUUUGUUUUGUACCUGGUUUGUAUUUAGAUUUACACUUCAUUUGUGUUUAAUUUCCUCUUAAUUGUGUUCUUUGUGUAUUUAGAGAAGUCCGUCAUUUGUUCAAGCCCCAUGUCAGUCUCAUACGUGUUGUUUCAUUGAAAUGCCUUCUUAGACGUUUAAGUGCCAAGGGUACUAUUCACACAGGUGGAACUGACACAAAAUAGAAGUGUGGACUUACCAGCCCAGCUAAACAAUGGUAAAAUGGUAAAAUUGAUUUAUUAUUGAUUUAUUUUGUAUAUUGAGGACUUGCUGUGUCUUUUAUCCAUCUUAGAAUGUUUUUAUUGUUUGUCUCGAAAUGCUUUUGUGAUUUGUGGCAAAAGUAAAAAAAAAAGUUUACCACAUGAACUUUGCAUCCAGUUUGAAUUACAAAAGCGUGUUCUCUUAAAGGUUCCGUCUACCCAUAUCAUGCCU
Messenger RNA from Alosa sapidissima (American shad), 3047 nucleotides. It is a transcript of the gene nptx2b, whose product is annotated as neuronal pentraxin IIb. The coding region runs from base 186 to 1505 and encodes 439 amino acids. NCBI's taxonomy places the organism in Eukaryota, Metazoa, Chordata, Actinopteri, Clupeiformes, Clupeidae. The record is from RefSeq and is a predicted model, not a curated record. The transcript is spliced from 5 exons.